UUUCCGACGAGCGGAGGAAAAACAGCACAUUGAUCGCUUCAGGCCUCCAACGCGAAUAAACAACCGCACUGUACAUCCGAGCGUCACCCGGGGUAAGUCCUCCGGAGCGUUAGCCGCCCGGCGACACUCAUCAUUUAGCUGAAACGAAUAUGUCUGAUUAAAAGAGCAUUUUAAUGCGCGAUUUGAUGACGUAACGACAAUGGUCCCGAAAACAAAUGGCGAAUGCGUUAGCAGCCACAGGCCUUGCGCGCGGAUAACAUGAAGCUGGCCAGCGCACGGUGCUGCUUUUGCCGUUUUUAUAUUUCUCUCUGGGUCGUGCAAGUACUUGGCUUUUGCGGCUGUUUAACCUGCUGGAUGUAAAGUUGGCCGCCUGGCUCCCCGCAGAAAUGCGCGCUAAUUCGGCAUGUUACUUAGAUAUGCCCGCUACUCUGUGGAUAUGUUGGCAUAGGGGCGAUUACAAAUACUUGCAUGCGCAGGGAAAGGGCUGAACCAUGUCUGUUGAUGGAGAUGUUGACUAUGGGCAUGAGUUUCCAGCUCAUUAUAAAGUGAUGCUUGACAAACUGAAUGAGCAACGUCAGCUGGAUCAGUUCACUGACAUCACUCUCAUUGUGGAUGGCCAUCAGUUUAGAGCCCACAAAGCUGUUCUGGCUGCCUGCAGUCAGUUUUUCCACAAAUUCUUUCAGGACUUCACUCAAGAGCCUCUAGUGGAGAUUGAAGGUGUUAGCAACUCUGCCUUUCGCCAUCUAAUGGAGUUCACUUAUACAGCUACAUUAGCUGUGAAUGGUGAGGAGGAAGUCAGUGAUGUCUGGCGAGCUGCAGAAUACCUUCAAAUGCAGGAGGCAAUCAAAGCCUUAAACAACAGAAGGAAUGGUACUACCUCCCCCCAGCCCGGAAAGAGCAAGGCUAAGAAGAGGAAGAUAUCAGAGACCUCCAAUGUAAUCACUGAAUCUCUUCCUUCAGCGGACACAGAAGCUGUUGAAAUUGAGGUGGAAGUUGGCGAGGAGCACAUCGAGGUUGAGGAAAGCGGUCUGGUGGAGGUGGUGGACGUGGCCCGGGGCACCACUGUACCCUCUUCAGAUGACUCUGCUUUGGCUUUGCUGGCUGACAUCACUAGCAAGUACCAGCAGGGAGAGCAGACACUUCACGUCAUAAAAAAGGUUGAUGAGACUGUAGUUGUGCAGGAGGAGGCAGUGGUGGCCUCCAAGACACUGGAGAACAUUGAAGUGGUGGAGGUUCAGAUCUCUCAGCUCGACAACCUUUUCCGGUGCGAUAAGUGUGACCGCUGCUUCAAACUCUACUAUCACCUCAAACAGCACAUGAAGACUCAUAUCGCCUCCCCAGAAAGAGGCUUUGUUUGCAGACACUGUGGCAAAGCGUACGCCCGGGAAGGAGCCCUUAAACAGCACUUGAAUAAUUAUCAUUUUGAUGCGGAGGAACAGUCCCGACGGCAGAAAAAGAAAGUGCAUGUUUGCGAGUACUGUGAAAAGCAGUUUGAUCAUUUUGGACAUUUCAAAGAGCAUUUAAGGAAGCACACAGGUGAGAAACCCUUUGAGUGUCCCGAGUGCCAUGAACGUUUUGCAAGAAACAGUACGCUGAAGUGCCACAUGUCAGCAUGUCAAAAUGGCUCUGGAGCCAAAAAAGGACGAAAGAAGCUCUAUGAAUGCCAGGUUUGUAGCAGUGUUUUUAAUAGUUGGGAGCAGUUCAAGGAUCAUUUGGUGACCCACACGGGUGAGAAACCCAACCACUGCACCCUCUGCGACCUGUGGUUCACAUCACCCAGAGACCUCCACACUCACCUGCAGGAGCACCACAGCUUACAGGAGAAGGUAAUCGUGGCAGAGGACAUCUUGAUUUCAGACCCUGCUAAUGUCUUGUCUAUGGAGGAGGGCGAGGAGCGGGUGAUUCUGGAGGAUGGUAUACGGGUGGAGCACGUCACUGUGGAACCGGUGGACGUUGUAGCUGUUGAGGAGACUCUCGUGGUGGAGGAAGAGACGCAGAUACAGCCCUCUCAACCCGAGGGUGGAGUAGCAGAGACAGUGGUUUUACAGGUAGACAGUGAAAAAUUGAAAGAACAGGUGAUGGGGAUUCAAGUCGAACGGGAGACUGUUGCAGAACCAGCAGAAGCCAAACAAGAGCCUGCUAGCUGUGAAAAGACCGAGAAUGUAUGAAAGGCUGUACUUGGACGCUAUAAGAAUGAAUUGAGGAGGCUUUUUCUCCUUUUCCACCCUUUUAAAAUGAUACAAUAAAGCUCAUUGUGGAGUUGUCCAACAUA
Danio rerio (zebrafish) is the source of this 2272-nucleotide messenger RNA. RefSeq names its product zinc finger and BTB domain containing 35 (gene zbtb35). Gene Ontology annotation, cellular component: nucleus. The record is from RefSeq and is marked validated. Lineage: Eukaryota; Metazoa; Chordata; Actinopteri; Cypriniformes; Danionidae.